Arctia plantaginis is the source of this 363-nucleotide messenger RNA. The record is from the annotation of a GenBank genome assembly. Lineage: Eukaryota; Metazoa; Arthropoda; Insecta; Lepidoptera; Erebidae.
AUGGCCUGCCACAGGAAAAGUAGCAAAAGCAAAGAUGUUUCUGAAGAGGAUUCCAUUUUGAAAAUUGCUUCGUUGGGUCCAGGUUUGGAAGCGAAAUUUGACGAAUUGAAAUUUGAAAUUGUUCAUAAAAUUGAGAAAGAACUAGUCGACGCGCAGAAUGCUAGAGAUUUCAUCACCCAUAAGUAUGAUGAACUGUGUAAUAAGAUACAGUAUUUGACAGAGCUGGAUGCAACUGUGUUAGGUUUCAGAACAGAUGUGAAAGCAAUAGAGAAACAGAUUUCAGAACUGUCCAUGCGCGUUGACGACAUUGAAAAGAGAACUAUUUGUCAAGAAGUCGCGUCACUAACUUCGUCCUUGUUUUGA